Messenger RNA from Acaulospora morrowiae, 290 nucleotides. The record is from the annotation of a GenBank genome assembly. NCBI's taxonomy places the organism in Eukaryota, Fungi, Glomeromycota, Glomeromycetes, Diversisporales, Acaulosporaceae.
AUGCCAAACGAAUUAAGACAACUGUUUGCGAUAGUGUUAGUAUGGGGCAAUAUCAAUAAUCCUUCAUUACUUUGGAAUCAAUAUAAGGAACAUCUUUAUGAAGAUUUAGUUUGUAGUUAUAGUACUGAAGUCACUUUAAUUCUUACUUAUCAAGAUAUUAAUAAAAAGUUGGUACAAUUUCAAAAAUCAUUGGAAAAAGAUUUUUGCAUAUUGCAUCCUACAACUACAGAUAUAUUAAAUUAUGUGGAACAAGUUGAUAAUGAUUAUGAAAAUGAUAUCAGCGAGAAAAU